Daphnia magna is the source of this 3237-nucleotide messenger RNA. Its product is annotated as ATP-binding cassette sub-family G member 1. Gene Ontology annotation, molecular function: ABC-type transporter activity; ATP hydrolysis activity; ATP binding. Lineage: Eukaryota; Metazoa; Arthropoda; Branchiopoda; Diplostraca; Daphniidae. Gene Ontology annotation, cellular component: plasma membrane. The transcript has 11 exons. The record is from RefSeq and is a predicted model, not a curated record. The coding region runs from base 1131 to 2990 and encodes 619 amino acids.
GAGCAGUUAAACUUGAGAUGAAAUGAUUUUGUUGCAAAACGGUUUGCAUAUUUAAAAAAAAACAAGACAGUACAACCUUGCCAGCAGGUUUCACUGAAAGAUUUCUUCAAUAACUGAGUUUAUUUUAAAAACCUGCCUUCAGCAAAGACCAUGCCCACACAGUUCGCUUCCGUGUCUUCCAUUUCGAUCCUUCGCCAUUGUUUUUUACGUUUUCCAUUUUCUUCUGCAUUGCAAUCCCAAGUAUUUGGCGAUGAGUUCUUUAUGACCCUAAAUAUUAUCUAGCCAUGAUAGCAAGAUUGGUUGUGUUAUUGUAAUUACUGAAAUGGUACCCUUUUCUUUAUUUAACAGGACAACAAUGGGAGCUAAGAAGUGAGCCACUGGUGUCGCCUUGGAAACCAUUACCAAGGUCGGUCAAAUAUCGGCUUUGCAAUAAAGUAUGAAAUGUAUAGCCACUGUGAGAGCCUUUGUUAGUGGAGCAGUACAAAGUGGGAAUUAAGCAACAUAAGUAAUUGAAACCGACAAAACAGAAAUGCAUAUAGUGUUUGUUUAGUUUACUUGAGUUUCUAAAAUAACUACACGUGGGGCCAUAUACAAAUGCUAUUUGAACUUUGAAACCGAAAAUUUUGACAUAGACUAUCUCUACUAAACCAUGUGGAGUCCAUAGAUGACAUGUUAGGGACUGCGUACUAGCAGAUUAUGGAUUCUGAUCGAAGAUGUGCUUAAAUCGUGGACUCGUGAAAUGCUUUCGUUAUCUUUUUUUUUUUUCUCGAUCAGGCCGUACACAAUUUGGUUGUUUUCAAAAGCUGACAGCAACUAGGAUUGCUGAGAUUAAAUUUUUAUCAUCCCAUCCUGACUACGGCCGAAGAAAAAACGUUCAGGUGCCAAGUCUUUCUCGUUUGCUUCCUAUGAGAAAGGAAAAAACCUGCCAAAGCAAUACAAGAAAUCCUCUACAAUAGAGAGAAGAAAUAGACGAGUACUACAGUCAGAGACGAGAUAGGAAAGUUAACAGAAAAGAUCUCCAGCUUUCUUCCUUUCUCAAGUUUUAGGGCAAAAAACUCGGGUAUCGUCAUCAUCUGUGAUUUGGCCCGCUUUGAUUUUGGGGAUUAAAAACAAUUUUGGCCAUCUCUCGUAUGAAUAAAAUAACGAGAAAAGCCAUGGACUCAACAAAGCAGACAGAGUUAUGGAGCUUAACAACGGAUGAAUCUAAACCAUCGUCUGAUUUCACCUUCCACGAUAUUUCUUACAACGUGGGCAAAAGAAACAAUGUUAAAAGGAUUUUACAACAAAUGAGCGGCACAUUCAAAUCAGGCCAGCUGACAGCUAUUCUAGGACCGUCUGGCGCAGGAAAAACCUCGCUGAUGAACAUCUUAGCAGGAUUAAAGACGACUGGAGUUGAAGGUAGAAUCGAGGUUGAUGGUGUCGAACGGAAUUUCAAAACAUUCCGGAAACAAUCGGCGUACAUCACGCAAAAGGACUAUCUGCUGAAAGACUUGACCAUUGACGAGUACAUGACAAGUGCAGCGCAUCUAAAGCUGGGCAACAAAGUCUCCGACAGCGAAAAGAAAACAAGAGCAGACUUAAUCAUAAAGACAUUAGGACUAGCGAGUAGUGUCACGACACAAAUUUCCCGUCUAUCUGGUGGCGAACGCAAGCGACUUUCCAUCGGACUGGAACUGUUUGACAAUCCAUCCUUCCUAUUUCUGGAUGAACCCACAAGCGGAUUGGACAGCUCGUCGAGUUUACAGUGUGUUGCAUUACUCCGCAAAAUUGCUAACAGUGGCCGAACGGUUGUGGCCACCAUUCAUCAGCCCAGUUCAAGGCUGUUGGACCAUUUUGAUCAUCUGUACGUCGUUGUUGGUGGGUCGUGCAUGUUCCAAGGACCGGUUGAAUUUUUAGUGCCUUAUCUACAGACAUUCAACUUACACUGCCCUAAAUAUCAUAAUCCUGCUGAUUUCGUAAUGGACGUGGCUUCAGGAGAAUACGGUGAUGUGCUACCCCAAUUGGUGUCCGGCAUUGAAAAUGGUCGUCUCACUUAUAGAGGAAGUUUAGCAUCUUCACGUUCUACCCGCUCCAUCAAUUUGGAAGGAAACGGAUCCUACCAGGUGAAUGACGAUGAGGGAAAAAAGAAAAACAAACGAAAACGAAUAACAUACGGCGCUCCGUUUCGCACUCAAGUGAAGGUCUUGCUCGAAAGAACUUGGCGAACAAUGUGGAGAGAGAAGAUGCAGACCCAAACACGUUUCCUUACGCAUAUCGUGUUCGGCAUCUUCAUAGGAUUGAUGUAUCAAACAGUGGGAAAUGACGCUAGUUACCCGUUUAACGCUGGGUUGCUCGCCUUCAGUCAAUUAUUCAUUAUCUUUACAGGCACGAUGCCAACCAUCGUGACCUUUCCAAUGGAGAGAAACGUGCUGGUUCGCGAGCACUUGAAUCACUGGUACAGCCUCAAAGCCUAUUACCUUGCCAAACUGAUAGUCGACAUUCCGUUCCAGAUCCUUUUUCCUGCUAUAUUUUUGGCGAUCGUCUAUCUGAUGACCGGCCAGCCCAUGUGCAUGAUGCGUUUCAGCAUGCUUCUGCUGGUGACAAUCUGCAUGUCACUGGUGGCACAAGGAAUUGGACUCGUUUUCGGAGCCGCUUUCGACAUCCAGACAGCUUUAUUCCUCUCAGCAGUUUUUGCGAUUCCGUUGCUUCUUUUCAAUGGUUUUUGUUUACGCUUCAACUCCAUACCAUUCUACCUGAGAUGGAUGUCUUACGGGAGUUUGUUUCGCCAUGGUUUCGAAGGAGCCAUGCUGUCCGUCUACGACUACGACCGUCCACCGCUCAACUGUUCCCAACCUUAUUGCUAUUUUCGCUAUCCCCGCAAAAUUUUGGAAACCUUUGACAUGGACCAGAGCUCAUACUACGUAUCUAUCAUUGGCUUGAUGAUGUACUUUGUCGUAAUGAGAAUUGCUGGCUAUUUUGUUUUGCGUUUCAAGCUAAAAAGCAUAUCUUAAUUUUUACUUUUAUUGUGUUUCUACCAAUUUGUUUCGUUUUGUCUGACUAAUUUAUAGCUAAAUGUCUUGUGUUGACAAUACCUUUACGAUGCUCCAGCUAUGAUGUUCAGGUCGGAUGAAGCUAUUCAAGGUAAAUAGGUACGAAAAACUAAGAAAUGAUGCAAGAUUAUUCUGAAUUUUAAUUCUCGCGACAUAAUGUACACAAGAAACGACAACCACGUGGUAAAUAAUAAACAGUUUAAAUGCA